AUUGAGUCUCUUGCACAGCAACGUCAUGCAUCACUCGAUGACGUCACUCACAAUGGCGAGAUCAUUGUUUCGUUCUUUCUUUUUAUUUUCGCUAUCGGCAGAAACGUUAGGAUUGUAAAACAACAACAAAACAAAAUAAUAAACAAAAUCAAGAAAAUGUAUGAUAGAAAAUCUCUUUCGUCGGAAAGGAAAGUUUUCUGUGAAGAGGCAUUAUCAUUCACAAGACUUUACAAAUGGAAGGAGAAGUAGUGAAAGACGAAACAAAAAGGAUUUAUCACAAUGAAACGACUAGAGCUUGUCAUGUUUUAAUGGAACUGCGAAAUGCUGGCGAACUAUGUGAUGCUGAAAUUUUAGUAGGAAACACAUCAUUCCCAAUUCAUCGUGUGAUUUUAUCAUCCAGCAGUACCUAUUUCAGAGUACUUUUUACCAACGAGAGAUUCCAAAGUAAUCGUCAGAAAGUGAUUAUUCCCAAUGUGAGCGUCAAUACAAUGAAUUCCAUUCUAGAGUUCGCAUACACACAAGAGUGUAGCAUUAACUGCAACAAUGUCGAAGAUCUUCUAGUAGCUGCUGAUUAUUUCAAUAUGAUUCGCCUCCUGCAAUGUUGUUGUGAAUUUCUGGCAACUGGAUUAACCGCAGAAAAUUGUGUUGGAAUUAGACGACUAGCCCAGAUAUAUUCAUGUCGGGAAUUACAACUUGCAGCGCAUAGGUAUAUACUGCAAAACUUCUCAAUUGUAUACAGACGGUCGGAUGAGUUCCAGCGACUGAAUAUUGAUGAUAUCUGCGAAAUCAUUUCUUCGGAUUGCCUUAAUGUAAAAUCGGAAGAAAUAGUCUUUGAUGGAAUUGUUGAUUGGAUCAGUUACGAUCCAAACAAAAGAAAACAUCAUUUCAACCGACUUUUGCAGAAAGUACGGUUUGAACUGACAUCUGCGUGUUUCAUUGAGCAAGUACAGAGAUAUUGUUGCGCAUGCGGUGAAGAUUUUACUAACAACUUAUUUCAUAUUCCUGUAACCUUUUCUCCCAUGGAAGCUAUUGAUAGAUCACAUGUUAGUUUACCAACUGCAAGAAUUCCUAACCAAAUUUUAUUUGUAAUCGGUGGUUGGAGCGGUGGAAGCCCUACUGGCAUCAUAGAAACAUACGAUAUAAGAGCAGAUCGCUGGAUUGAAUGUCCAUCUGUAAACUCAGGUUCGUUGCUUGGAAACGUCAUUGUCGUACUCUAUGGAAAAUUGUGUUAUUUCUUAAUAGAAAUCUAAGAUUACAUACAGUAA
Messenger RNA from Octopus bimaculoides (California two-spot octopus), 1265 nucleotides. Its product is annotated as kelch-like protein 10. Lineage: Eukaryota; Metazoa; Mollusca; Cephalopoda; Octopoda; Octopodidae. Gene Ontology annotation, molecular function: protein binding. The record is from RefSeq and is a predicted model, not a curated record.